AUGGCAGUAGCUACUCGCAUGCCCUGUCUCUCAGACUCUCCAGUCUCUCUUCCCCACAAGUCCACUACUGCUACUCCAGUCCGGGCGUCCGGCACACCUCCCAUGGAGGCAGCCCAAGAAAGUGAGCUGCACGGGAGGCAGGCCUGGUGGCCUUUGGACACCAUGGCAUGCAGCUUGGACAGCACCACCAGCAGCAGCAGUUGCGUCCACUUUGAAUGGGAACGACAGCUCAGCUGGUACUUUGGUCUAGGAUCAUUGGGAGUUGAUCCCGGCGGUCCUGAUACCCAUGAGCGUGAGCUCGAGCUCUUCGUCCCCAAGUGCAUGGAUUCCCCGGUGUCAGAGGCGUCAACGGCGGUCACCGGCUUGCCGACGGCGCAGAAUGCGAUGGCAAUGCCCGGGGAGCUGGAUGAACUACUCCAGAAUUUAUGGGGUUCGGACGAGGAACCGGCUGUGGGCUUGAGUUCGUUCUGCGCUCUGAAAGAAGCGAGUGCUUUCUCUUCCCAACAUGCUGCUCAUCUCUCCGUGAGCUCCAUUUCGCUGACGUCGCCCACAUCCCCGGAGAAAACUCUGACGCAGCCACAAGCAGAGCUUCCCAGCUCCUCCUCAUCCCACUGCAGCGUGGACCCACAGGCCAGUGACACCAGUGCCACCCAGCGCCAAAUCGUUCCUGCCAACUGCUCGUCGUCCAAGCGCCCGGCACCAGAAGGUACAGAAGUGCAGGCUCAACUGGACACGGAGUGUGGCGAGAGCAGGAAGAGAAGCAGGAAGGCGCCGUCGUCCACCGUCGGUGCUGGAACAGUGGCGCACCCGUUCACCGUGGUGAAGCCUAGCGGGGUGGACGGCGGCGUGACGCUCGCCGACAUCAACGAGUGGAUCCUCACGCCACCCGCGCACCCUGUUCGGCACCCCGUGGGGGAGUUUGCGUGCGCCCCGUGGGUGCCGUCCGGCAACCGGCCGGCGCCGUCGGGCAGAACGGUGGCCGGCUUCACCAGGCUCCACACCGCAGGAAGAGGCACGAUAACCAUCGUAAGGACAAGAGGCUGAAUGAAUUGUACAAGUAUGAGUGCUUACUGCUUUUUUUUAAAAAAAAUGUUUUUAUU
This is a messenger RNA of Phragmites australis (common reed), 1100 nucleotides long. RefSeq lists its product as uncharacterized. The record is from RefSeq and is a predicted model, not a curated record. The transcript is spliced from 5 exons. Gene Ontology annotation, biological process: male meiotic nuclear division; female meiotic nuclear division. Lineage: Eukaryota; Viridiplantae; Streptophyta; Magnoliopsida; Poales; Poaceae. Bases 1 to 1044 code for a protein of 347 amino acids.